Messenger RNA from Cylicocyclus nassatus, 255 nucleotides. Lineage: Eukaryota; Metazoa; Nematoda; Chromadorea; Rhabditida; Strongylidae. The record is from the annotation of a GenBank genome assembly.
AUGAGAGAGCUCCUACAAACUGUGGGAACGCAUUUCGUUGCACAAACUAAUGCAGGAACAGACUCAAAUAAGUCGAAACUUACGCGGGUUAUGAUGAAAACGUUCGUAUCCGUAGCUUUGCACAAGUGCUCCAAUGCGCUAGUGAAAUUCUGCCGCCAGCAGACAAUGCUACGCCCUCAUGAGCGAUUUUCAAUUGAAAACGAAGUGAAUACUGAGGCGAUGCCAGCCAGCCCCGGAGAUUUCGAUUACAUUUGA